AUGCGGAUGAGUUGCAACGGGUGCCGCGUGCUUCGCAAGGGGUGCAGCGACAACUGCGCCAUCCGGCCGUGCUUGCAGUGGAUCCGCAGCCCCGACGCGCAGGGCAACGCCACCGUCUUCCUCGCCAAGUUCUACGGCCGCGCAGGCCUCGUCAACCUCAUCACCGCCGGCCCUGAACACGUCCGACCCGGCUCGGUCGGCUUGCUCUGGUCCGGGAACUGGCAGCUUUGCCAGGACGCCGUCGAGACGGUCCUCCGCGGCAUGCCCAUCGCGCAGCCCCCGCCCACAGCCACGGUUGUCCCGCCUCACCGGUCAUGCGACAUCCGCCACGUCGCCAGGAGGGAAGCAGGCCGCGGCGCCGGCGCCGUGGAUGCCGGCCUCCACCGGAUGGCCAACAGCUCGCGGGGACAAUUCAAACGAUCCGGCGCCCACAGAUCCGCAGACUCCGGCGGCAUCGAGCUCGUCUUCUCCCAGCCGUCGGCUUCGUCCAUGCUGGUCGACAUCCGACAGGCGCAGCCACUGAACUGGGCGCCACGCCAGCCAAGCCACGAGUACUCUGCCAGCCAUGACGACGACGGCGCCGUGCGGGAGAGCGACAGCAACGCCUCGGUGGACACCGUGGAUGUCUCUCAUGUCAGCCAGUCCGAACCGGAGCCACCAAGAAAGAGCGAUGAGCGUGCGGCGGAUAGCCUGGACCUCACACUAGGUCUGCCACCGACGGUGCACAAGGUCGAGCCGUCGGACGUUGACGACGACCACCCUUGUCACAGAGGCGAACCGAUGAAGCUCGGCUUGGCCAUGGCGGAUUCUAGAGCUAGAUAA
Messenger RNA from Miscanthus lutarioriparius, 822 nucleotides. NCBI's taxonomy places the organism in Eukaryota, Viridiplantae, Streptophyta, Magnoliopsida, Poales, Poaceae. The record is from the annotation of a GenBank genome assembly.